GAGGCUUCGAAGACCUCAGGGACUCCUUUCAGUACUCACAGAAACCCACACCCUGGUGAUGGCACAUAGGGACUGUUUUCUUGCUCUAAGUCUGAAUGACUGCCAAAAAGGAAGGCAAAGGUGGAGCAGUUGGAUUUCUGGCUCUCCCCAUAGCUUCUAAUCGCAGACCUUCAUAAACUCCUUUCUGAGCCCACGGACAAAGCUCACUUGAACAAAUGAUUCUGAGUCAUGAAUGAAAAAUCUUGCUCUUUCCAUAAUGAGGAAGAAUUAAGAGAUGGACAGGUCAAAAGUGUGUCUGCUGGGAACUCUCCACCAAACGACAAGGACAGCAGUGCUCUUCUGGCUUUCAGGGGAAUUCCUAUCUCGGAGUUGAAGAACCACAGCCUCCUCCGAGCCCUGACAGCAGACGCUAAUGGAUGGGCGCCAGGUGUUGUGAGCCCAGAGGUGCUCAGAGCCCAGGAAGAAUGGGAAGCCGUGCAGAACAUCCAGCCAGAGACAGGAAGCCAGACAGACCAGCCUGCGCAGCUGAUCUCCUUCAGUGAGGCCCUGCAGCAUUUCCAGACCAUCGACCUCUCCUCCUUCAAGAAAAGAAUCCGGCCAACGAUUCGAAGGACUGGGCUUGCUGCCCUCCGGCACUGCCUCUUCGGGCCUCCAAAGCUCCACCAGGGCCUCCGUGAAGAAAGGGACUUGGUCCUGACCAUUGCUCAGUGUGGCCUGGAUAGCCGAGACCCAACACAUGGCCGAGUCCUCAAGACCAUCUAUAAGAAGCUGACCGGCUCCAAGUUUGACUGUGCCCUCCAUGGAGAUCACUGGGAAGAUCUGGGCUUUCAGGGAGCAAACCCAGCCACAGACCUGAGAGGAGCGGGCUUCCUUGCCCUCCUGCAUCUGCUGUACCUGGUGAUGGACUCAAAGACCUUGCUGAUGGCCCAGGAGAUUUUCCGCCUGUCUCAUCACCAUAUCCAGCAAUUCCCCUUCUGUUUGAUGUCUGUGAAUAUCACCCGCAUCGCCAUCCAGGCCUUAAGAGAGGAGUGUCUCUCCAGGGAGUGUAAUCGGCAGCAGAAGGUGAUCCCAGUGGUGAACAGCUUCUAUGCCGCCACUUUCCUCCACCUCGCUCAUGUCUGGAAGACGCAGCAGAAGACGAUCGCAGACUCGGGCUUUGUCCUCAAAGACUUGGAAGUGUUGGCCAAGAAGAGCCCCCGGCGGCUGCUCAAGACCCUGGAGACCUACUUGGCUGGAGUAUCGAAGGGACAGACCUCCUUGCUGGGAGCACAGAAGUGCUGUGAGGCAUCAGCCCCUCACUCCAAGGACCUCACUUUCACAGGCGUGUGUGACCUGCCACCACACUCAUCCGAAGGCACGUGGCCGGUCUGACCGCCGAGGCAAACCUUGUCAGGAACACCUGGCUGGACCACGCCCCUUCUCAUCUCAGCAGAAGGGACGUGGAAGCUCCCAGGCCUGGUCGGGGGAGCCAAGGACCUCCUCCUCAUGAGACACGGGCAGUCAGACUUGACACACUCCCUACAGAUCUGCCUCCUUUGCUGUCAUCUGAGUUGGGCUCUAGGUCAUCUCGGGGAGAGUGAAUGGAUCGUGAGGUGGGAGAGCCCCAUCAGGAUGUUCCACACGCCCCCAGGUAGGGCUUUCAGAGCCCUGGUGGCCAUAGGAGAGGGACCAGACAGGGACAUAGAAUAUGAAGGGAGGUGGCAGUGGCAGCAGCCAACAGGGGGCAGCAUGAACCAGAGCAAGACGCCUGAGGCCACAGCUGGGCCCGCCUUCCUCUCCUCCAUCCACCAGGCCAGUAUAAGAACCCCGGGGGGGGGGGCGGGGGGGGGGCCUUCUGGCCUUGCAUUUGUCCCAUCUCCUCUCCUCCCCGCUGUUUAUGGUGCAGAACGGGGCCUUUGGCCGAGUCUCCAUUGCUGCCCGUCCUAACUGCCUGCCAGCUGGGCUUCCCCAGGGAGGUUGUGCGGUGCCAUCCAGAUGGUUUUCUAGCCUGGUUGGGGAAGGAGGAAAUCAGCAGUUACUGAAUAAAAGAAUUGUUCUGGGUAAGGUUUCCACGUGUUUCCUCCAAGACAAGCCUUGUGCCUUCCCCAAGCCCUGCUAGAGCCAGGCACUCCUACCGGGUGAAGACCCUGGUCAGGGCUCCCGGAGAGGGCGCUGUGCCCUCACCAAACUCCACUGAGUUCACGUGACGUCCACCCUGCACUUGCAGGUCCAGAGACUUACACUCUAACCAGUGGGCGAGGUGAACCUGGCUCUUGUUAAGAUUGACUGGUGUGCCAUGGCCAGUUUGGUUCACUGUAUAGAGCACUGGCCCAUGGACUGAAGGGUCAGUGUUCGAUUCCGGUCAAGGGCACGUACCUGGAUUGCCGGCUGAAUCCCCAGCCUGGUCGGGUACAUGCAGGAGGCAACCAAUUGAUGUGUCUCUCUCACAUCGAUGUUUCUCUGUCUCUCCCCCUCCCACUCUCUCUAAAAAUCAGUGGAAAAAUAUCCUUAGGUGAGGAUUAUCAACAAAAAAAGAUGGACUGUUAUGAAGUGCCCACACUGGUUUUUUCCUGCACAAUUUGUUUCUGGGGACGCUGGCUGUUCCUUCAUUCACAAACAGCCUCCAGCCCAGGGUAUCCGGACCUGGGGCGGGGGCCCCACUACCCUGCUCUCCGGUCCUCUGCCCUCCCUCCAGUAGAGCGUGAGAGACCCUGUCGAGCCCCUGCAGGCCUCUCCAAGGCUGACCCUCUGGAGGUGGGGCCAUCACGGGGGUGGGGUUGACACAUGGCCACGCCAGGGGGGAAGGGAUCUUGUCAGUCAGCAGGAUGCCUGGUGGGGCUGGCAACAGGCCCUGCAGUGUGCCUGUGUCCUCUUUGCCCGACCGGAACUAACCCUUCCUCCAGUCCGGGCUUAGCUCACCAGCAGAGGUGCAGGGAGAUGGGUGGGUUGGAAUGCAGCAGGGCACAGCCCAGCCUCCACUUCGGUGUCAGGUUCAGUGGUUCCUUCCUGCAGAUUCCUUCCCCCUGCUCUGAGUCCAGGCUUCUCAGCAGACCUGACUGCACACUCAGCCCGAGCACUGCCAGGGCUGGCCAAAUGGGCCUUUCGCUGGAGGGGAGGCCAGCGGCCUCGCAGGUGCCCUCUUCCCACACCCUCCCUGUGCAACACUCUCCAGACGGCGGAGUGCUCACAGCUCCACAGCAGUAACACCGUCCGGGGAUCAAGUUCUGUUGAUGGACUGUUUGGGUGGGCGGCGGGGGAGGGGUGUUAGUCUCUAAAAACUCUGAAGAAGAUGCAAAGCCCUAGCCAGUCUGGCUCAGUGGAUAGAGCGUUGGCCUGCAGAUGGAAGGGUCCCAGGUUCGAUUCUGGUCAAGGGCAUGUACCUCAAUUUCAGGCUCCUCCCUGGCCCGGGCCCUGGUCAGGGCUCGUGCAGGAGGCAACCAAUCAAUGUGUUUCUCUCACAUUGAUAUUUCUCUCUGUCCUUCCCUCUCUCUUCCACUCACUCUAAAAAUCAAUAAAAAAAAUAUUCUUGGG
Eptesicus fuscus (big brown bat) is the source of this 3510-nucleotide messenger RNA. RefSeq names its product ELMO domain containing 3 (gene ELMOD3). The transcript has 11 exons. The record is from RefSeq and is a predicted model, not a curated record. NCBI's taxonomy places the organism in Eukaryota, Metazoa, Chordata, Mammalia, Chiroptera, Vespertilionidae. The coding region runs from base 229 to 1371 and encodes 380 amino acids.